CGACCCCACGCGCCUCUCAUCAUCUUGGAUACAUACAACUUAGCCAAUUCAUCCAUGUAACUAGCCAUCUUGAUAUUCUUCUAUGUAGACACCGUUUUAUGCUCCACCUCCCGGUCUCUAUUAAUAACCACCCACUCUCUUAUUAUCAAAGAAAACCCCAAGCGCACAAUGCCGCCAGCCGGUCCCGCCAGAGACGACAACGAAAAGCAGCAGGCCGCACAGCAAGCCGUCGACAUCCUACAUGAGAUAUCCACCAUCCUAAACUGCCAUCUCGACCGCCGCACGCUGUCUAUCUGCAUCUCCAUGAUUGAGAAUGGCGUGAACCCGGAAGCCCUCGCGAACGUUGUCCAAUUUCUACGCAAAGAGGCACAAAAGGCAGAGUUUGCGCAAAGCACCGGUCGAUGAGAUAUGCGAUACGACCCAUUCUAAGAGCAGCAGUCUGCCCUUUAGGUAUCCCGUAUCCCGCACAGCCGAGGAGUUUGGAGUUUUACUCGUAUUCACCAGCUACAUGUAGCUACACUUACAAACACUAUAAAAUCAUGGUA
This is a messenger RNA of Daldinia vernicosa, 545 nucleotides long. Its product is annotated as mitotic-spindle organizing gamma-tubulin ring associated-domain-containing protein. The coding region runs from base 169 to 405 and encodes 78 amino acids. The record is from RefSeq and is a predicted model, not a curated record. Gene Ontology annotation, biological process: gamma-tubulin complex localization; mitotic spindle assembly; microtubule nucleation by interphase microtubule organizing center. NCBI's taxonomy places the organism in Eukaryota, Fungi, Ascomycota, Sordariomycetes, Xylariales, Hypoxylaceae. The transcript is spliced from 3 exons. Gene Ontology annotation, cellular component: interphase microtubule organizing center; spindle; centrosome.